CCCACUUUGCAUGUUUAUCGCAGAGAUUUCUCGCUCAAUUUAUUUUAUUUUAACUAUAAUAGAAAGCUUAGUUGUUGCGGUUUUUUAUGUAAAAUGGUUUGUCUGUCACGCGGGGGUUAGAUUAUGAUUGGUUUUGCGGUCAGGAGGUGGUAUCGCAAUGUAUAGUUAGUGGAGAGUUGUGUUGAUGUGUCGGUGUUUUUGGUGUGUGAUGGUUGUGGAGUCGUGAGGAGUAGCAAGAUGCACGAGCUUCUGAAGCACGUGCUGACGGAACGAGACCUGACGCGCGCCGGGGACCUAUUCGCAAUCCCUGACGCGGACAUCGUAGAUGACCUCAAUGAUGUGCUCAAGCAGAUAACGGAGAUUUCAUCACGUCCGGACUAUACUCGUAACGAUCGUGAUCAGGCACUCAUAGAAAUAUGUGUAACAAGAGUGACAUCGUGUAUCAAGGAAACGGGAACAUUGGACAAGUACUGUGGAACUCUGGUGUCAUUACUUGAAUCCUGUCUUCAUCAUAAUCUGAUGCCAUUGGGGCAUUUGAGAGAUGACGACCCACCACAUGCAAAGAUCGCGUCUGACAUCAUUGCUUGCAUAGUUCUGGUAUCGUUCCCAGUACAAUCAGACAAAGAGAACUACGGUAACAAGAGUGUGAUGGAGUUGUUCCUGCCGGUGGCCGUGCAGUUCCUUCACAAGGGCAACCGGGAGAUAUCACGACACAUGGCACGUUACCUGUCUCUAGCUGCACUACAUCACGCUGCGCUGUUGAAACCACAUGUGCAUACUAUCAUGGACUCUAUUAUGUCAGGUAACUAUCCUCUCUGCCGGAUCUUGACGAACUUAUACGAGGUGUGCCCUGAACCUCUGGAGGGCCACACGACGGCCCUCGUCUCUCUUCUUCCUCACGCCGAGCAAGUUGAGAAGAAUUCUCUCUUCGCUUUGUUUGAGCAAAUCGCUGUACGGAGGCCCGAGGCGCUGAAGACCUGUGUCCCGCAGCUGCUGUCGUACCUGUGUCCCAAUACCGCGCCCCAAUCCGACCCUGGCUGCAUGUGCGUUGACAUACUACAGCUGAUAGUCUGCCUGUCUCGAACCCGAGUGACGCUAGUGCUGGAGCACUCUGUCACAGUGAAACGCGCGUCCCGGCAGCCCCACGCCUCGCCGCAGGCCGUGGCUCUUGUGGCCACUGUACUAACACAACUCGGGUAUACUGGCAGGGAGCGUGCACAAGAAGCCCUGAACUUCGUGCUAGAGAGUCUAUCAACAGCGGACCGCAGCACGCACGCGGCUCUCAUGCGGGAAGCCACGUCGCUCUGCAGUGCCUUCCCGGCCUUGUUCACUGACAAGGUGCUUACCGCUGUUCGGGCUAAGAACAGCACGCGUCCAAAGUCAACGAUAUCGAGUGAAGUCAACCGCACAUCGGGCGGGGUCACCAUCGUGAAGUUAGGCGGACCCACCCCCGCGCCGCCCGUGACGUUACCGCCGCCCGUGACGUCACAGCCACCAGUAACAUCACCACCAGUAGCUGGAUACACACGCCGGGCGAAACUGGGAGACUCAAGGAGUACUGGGAGGUUGCAUCCCGGCCCUAAUUCUCACAGGAGCAUGACCCGGCUCAAUGUUGCUGGCGGUUCAGUAGGCGGUCUACAUAAGAGCAUGACGCGCCUGUCGUCAUCUCAGCAGAUAAACUCGCAACAGAACAACGCGGUUCCGCCUAACGCAGCGGUGAACGGCAAGGCGUCCAGCGGUACGGUGUCCACCGGCACGGCGGCGCCGCGGGCCCGCGCCCCGCCUGUCCGCCCGCACCACCACCAUCACAUACUCAUUGGACCCUCCACCUCCACGACAACCGGCCCAACAAUAAUCUCAGGGUCCACCAUACCCCCUCAGUCCAUAUCCAUAAACCCCCUCACGUCAGGCAAAUCCUCCGACGCCCUCACACCCAUCACAUCCGUCUCGAUACAGCACUCCAACACAGCACUGGGUCACGUCUCAGUCAUCACCUCCACCGCCAACUCCGGCCCGGCUAUCAUAUCACAGACCGGCUCCGGCAUAUCCGUAGGGCCCAACCCUAAUCCCAACCCUAUCUCAAUCUCUGGUCCGGUAACGGUAACGUCCCGACGCGCGAACAACACUAGCGUCACUAUGAUUAAUGCGAGUUCCAACUCAAAUAACAAUUCCAACUCGAACCAUAGGAUAAGUGUGUUCGAACCUUAUCCUAUGCGGGACACAGUGCAACAUUUCUGUGAGAAACAUUUGGACAAAAUUAAGGCGUAUAUGGAUAACGUCUCGCUGAGGAUACCGCCGCCAGCCAAGUGUACUAUUGAAGAACGCCGGUCAAAGAAGCUCGCCCGGCUUCAGUUCGCGUGCGGCCGCCGUGGGCCGCACUGCCUCUACUCCCGGACCUUAUUCUCCAUGCGGACCCGCGCCCCGAGAGUUUGGAUCCACCUGAUGUUCCUCGCGCUGCAGGCCCGGCACGCGUCAGCCCUCUCCUCGAGGGAUCCCACGGUCGCUAGUCUGAAACACUGCUGGGACACGCUCAAGUGUGAGAACAAGACCUUCCUCACUCUGGUCACUAGCGCCUUCCCUAACUUCAAGGAACAAGAGAUGCUCCUGAACGAGCUUCGUUCAGCGGGGUUCUUCGACGUUUUCGAGUUAAACACCACUCGAACGGACGGAGUGACGGUCCCACCAACCCAGGCGACCUGGGGUUGUUUCCUCUGCAACCACCCUGAGAGGGCCGUGGGCUUCCUCGCGGCGGACGGGCAACCCGUUAUAGAAGGACAGUUGAAGGAGAAGAAGGGAAGAUGGCGCUUGUUUAGAAGGUGGCGGACGAGGUAUUUCACCUUGUCUGGCGCGCAUCUUUCUUGUAAAGGAUCUAGCGGCGGCGAAAGCAUUGACAUAAACCAAAUCCGUUCAGUGAAGGUAUCUCGCGGGGCGCGCAACAUUCCGAAGGCCUUCGAGAUCUUCACGGGAGACCAGACUCUGAUCCUGAAGCCCAAAGACGGUAAGAACGCGGAGGAAUGGGUGCAGUGCCUCAGUAUAGCCGUGGCACAUUCCCAGGCGAGAGAUGUACCCGCUAAAGCUAACAGUUUGCCAGCUAGGGGACUUACGCUCAAGAGUUUUUGAAGUUUAUCUGGUCUUUUGAAUUUGGUAGCGUUUUACUGCUAUCAACUACAAGACUUAAUAGGAGGUCUAAAGCUACCCGAAUACUAGGGAGAUAAUCCGACGUAAUUAUAAUGGUACAUUCGAGCUUGCGUACUGCAAGCAACUUCCUAUUACGCGGAUAGUCUUAAACGUCAGUAACACCGCGACAGUGUUCUAAAAACAUCGUUGAUAAGUAAAAAAGAACUGCAACCUUACAGAAAUAAAGGAUAGAUUUGAUUGCAAACUGUGAAAACACAGCUUUGUAAUUGUACUUAAUUUUAAGAGUGAGGCCAUAUAAUGUUUCUUACGACUUUAAAUGAAUUUAAAACGAAAUAUUUUAAGCUAAAUCUUUUAGAGAAGUAUCUCGAACACUUCUCGAAAAUAUUUUGUUGUGUACUUAAUUCGAAUCGAAGGUAAAUAUAUUUGACAAUAAUUAUAACGGUCAACGAAAAUAGUACACUAUUUCAUUGAACCUAAAAAACAUACUUGAAAAGCAUACGAUUGUGACAAGUGACUGCGUAUAUAGAUGACUUAUCAGUACUAACUUGUCAGGCUUAUAGCCUUUAAAAAACCAGUGCCUCAAAAGUGAUUAUCACGACGACUGCGUACUUUAGAUCUCACUUUACUUGAUAUACAACUAUUUAAAUUAUAUCUAUACUUAGAUAACAAAUUCGUAAACGCCGGAUCAAUAUAUCUCUAAGAAUUGUAUCGUUUUUGAGAUAGUCUUCGAUCAUAUAUGUUGGUAGAAGCACAGUUCCAUACAAAAAUCAAAAAAAGUACCGUCCCCGCGACAAUUCUGAUGUAACUUCAAGUAUUUCGAAAAAGCUCUGAAAUGCCGGACGGUUUAAUCUAAUUUAAAUCUUAAGUGACUGAGAUAACUGUGGAAAUGCGGCGCUCGAAUAAGAAAGAUACGAGGUAUCGCUGUUAGAACGCUGUCAUUUUUUAGGCGGCAACAGUGCUGCCAAUAUGAUCGAAUCGGAAGUUAUUCUGUUUUCAAAUUGUAUUUUAAAACGUCCUUUCGCUGUCUCGACUCAACAGGUUGUCUAAAAGGCCAAAAUAAAUUUAAUAAAUGCUCAUAAAUUAAGGUGAUAAAGUAUCAAUCACAUUCCAGUUUUUAGUCGAUUAGUUCUUUAGUUAGUUAGUCGGGGUUUUGGAAAUUUCCGCGUAGCUUAGUCGUUUUUGAUGUACUUACUUUUUUCAUGUAGAUUUUAGCGGUUUUUUUUUAUCAUAAGCAGUGCCUUAAGUGUUUGUGUUGUGAAAGUCGCUGUGCGUUUAUACGGCUUGUUCAUGGAAUGAAGCUUUUGGGUAAUCCCAGUUGACAGAAGUGCGGGUCUUAAAAGGCCACAUUGAAGCAAUCCGUCUAAAAACGCAAUAUUGCAGUUUGACAUUUGCGCACUUUAAAGUAAGUGCGCAAUGCAAUCAAAUGUCAAAGAGCGAUAUUGCUUUUUUAGAUGAAUUGCUUCAAUGUGGCCUUUUUAACCCUGGAGUAUUCUUACCGUGGUGGUCUUAGAAUUUGUAUUGAUUACUUACAAUGAGUGCAACAUGGUUACAACAAAGUAAGAGCUCUAAUUCUAGCGCUUAUUUCCACCAACGGUGCCGAUUCGAUAACCGUCAACUUAAAACUAGCUCUUUCUCUUUCUUUCACCUAUUGUAAGUGAAGGAUGGCACUAGUUUAGAGAGAGAGAGAGAGAGAGAGCGGUUUGUGCGGGCCCGAAAUGGCAACAUUGGAAAUGGGUGAAAAACAUUCAAUGUAGGUAUAAUAAUUACAAAUCAAAAGAUGAGUCUACACCAUUUUUCAUGAUGUUAAUAACAGCAUUAAAAUAAAAGUAAUUAUUUUAUCGCAAAGUAUAAAUGUUCAGCGACAUUUAAUACAUUUGAAAGUUUUUAAAAUUGUUGCCUACUUUUCUAACUUAACAUUUUUGAUGUAUUUAUGUUUUUUCGUAUAUCGUUUUAAAUGUAGGUUAGUUCCUGUAAUAUAAUGACGUGAUAAUUAUAAGUUGGCUUGAAGUACAAUUAAAUUAUACAGUUUGUUUAAGAUUUAAUUUUUCAACCUAGUAUCCGUUUUAUCAAGUUUUUUGUACAAUUUUAAGUUUUACAUGGCAACAUUGAUAAGUAUGACUGGAUGAAUUAUGAAUGUUGCUAGUUUAAACGUGUGUGUAUAAAAUGAAAUAGCUUUAUGGGUUGGAUGACGACUUUACAACAAUUCAUAAUUAUAUAUGAAUUUAUUUUAGUACUUUUAUUAUCUAUGGUUGUAUGUAUGACUAAUUUCAAAUGCUUAUUAUAAUCUAUACCUUUUGUAGAUUGCUAGAAUUAAUAUUUGGUAUAAUAUUUUAAUGUUGAAAAUUUAAUUCUGUAUAAUGAUUAAUGAACCUAUACAAAUAUUAUCAAUUAAAUUAAAUUUGUUAUGACAAUCAUAAUUUGAAAAACAAAAAAGAAUGCCAAUUUUCGUAGCUUACGAAUCUUAAUCUAAUUAAUAUAUUAAUAAUAUAUUUGACCGAUUUCAAAAGUUGGAAACAGUACUUUAUUAAUAAAAUAACCAAAAGGAAUUAAAUUCAAAUUCAGAAAUAUCUUUAUUCAAUAGAUAACAUAGUUACACAUUGAAUCGUCAUUUUUUACAUAACGAACGUCUCAUCCGCCUAAAACUACUGCAGCUUCUCACAACCUGUAUAGCCGGGGAAAAGAAACUGCAAGAAAAACCUCGGCAGAGGGUCGUAGACGUUCUUUGCCUAUAAGUACCUAUAUAUAUUACUGCUAAUUAUUUGAUCUGAGACACCCACUAAAACGACGAAUAUUCUGUGUUAGCCUAGCACAUGUUACACUUUAGUACUGUUUCUAACUUUGAUAAUCGUUAACAUUUAUUAUAUCGUCGCUUUAUAUUGAAAACCUCAUAAGCGCUUUUUUGAAAAAUAACUUUCUGAUGCUAGAUUAACUUCAACACGUAACAAUUGGGGUAGUCAGAGGUACAUCCAUCGCAAGAUGAACUAAGUACCCAAACGUGACCGAGCUUUUUGUUAGACCAACGUGAUAGAUGGUGAGCCGUAUCGCCGCUUAUAAUGGUCGAGCCAACUGUGUUAGUGAAAACUGCGCUUAAGGCAGCUUCAGUCCUACUGCAAGACUUUCAUUCCAAGUAGAAACUCAUCAUUACUAAUUUAAGAGCCAUGCUCUUGUCGGUGUAGCAUUCUCCAUGCUACUUUUUAAGGAAAAAUAGGGCUGUGGUUUCCCUCUUGCCUUCUGCCCCGCAGUACUCUGUGUGACGCGAGUGGGAUGGCGCCCAGAGUAGUCUAUUUCAAAGCCUAACUAGGACUCCUGUCCUCCGCCUCUGAAUACUACUGACAGUUACUGCUGCCCUCUGUCAGGUUCCAGGUUACAGUUCCUGUGACUUGCCCCUUCCGUCCUGCAUUGCCGUACCGAUGACUCCCAUCUCCACCUCUGCAACCGUUGAGGUCUUCACCCGUAUCCCUGGGCAAGGGUUCUACGUCAGCCACCAUCUCACUCCGGGCUACUGAAGAGGCGCCCACCCCUGCGGCAAGGACGCUCCGAAAAGGAAUUGCCCCAGUAAAAAUUGACACUACAAAAUUUUGCCUGGGUUGAAACAUCAGAAUAUAUUUUUUUGCAAACAAGGCGCUUACGUCUUUUUCAAUAUAAAGCGACGAUACCGAGGUUUUAAACGCCAGUUGCCUUUAUAAUAAUAAUCUAACAAAUUAUUGAGAUUUUGUAAAAAGCUCGAAGACUGAAAGCUGGUCAUAUACUUAAAUAUAAUAUUGCGUUUGCGUAUCUAUAUCUAGUGAUUCAAAAUUAACAUUCCCUUUUUAAAUUUCGAAGAUUAUUGUGGUCUCAAAUUAUAUAAACGGCCAGUUUUGAUUCAGAUGGAGUUUGUUUGAAAAUUGUAAUCGUCUGAUCAAGCCUGAAGAUUUUUAACACGCCUGGCUUUUCACAGAAACGACUGCCUGUCUGACAAUAUAGUACACAAUACUUUAUUGCACAGAAGGAAUAUAAUAAUCUAUGUUCUAAGUUAAAUAUCAAACGUAGUAAACGUAACGUAACGGUGUAGGGAUGGAUUCCAUCCACAUGUGGACAUUCCUCCUCUUCGAACCGCUAGAUUCGCUUCCUCCUUCAUUAUGCGGAAUGCUAACUGAAUGGAAUUCUCUUUGCGUCAUUGUCCCUGAUCCAUGCAGUUUAGAGAUUUUCAAGGCAAGUGAAUAGUGCGUACUCCCCCUUAAAUCGCUGCUUAAGGCGGGGUCGUGGUUAAACGCACUCAACAAUAUUAGUGCUUAGUUAUUACUAUGUCACACCCCAGACACUUCAUACAAACAACCUCAUUUUACACAGACACUACACAUUGACAUUAUCGUACACGCGCAUCUGUGUGUGUGACGCCUGACACCAUACGAUUCAAGUCUAAACUGAUCGAGGGAGGAGUGAGGUAAACCUAGCUCAGACGCUGGUGGGGAGCGGAGAGUUGCCUUUCUAUACGUAGUAUUAUUCCUUAUUCUAUGACUAUGUAUAGUCGUACUCAGUGCAAAGUUGUAACAGUUUUAUAAACUAUUUGUUCUCGUGUACUAUUCUUUUGAUAAAAAAAAAAACAGCGUGAGAGAAAUCUUUUUUGUACCAUCAAACGAAUUCCGUCGCAUCAUCGCUGGUCGUAUCGGUUGUAUUAUAGAAUGACAUUAGAUUUAGAACUAAAUUAUUCGUGGAUAAUUUUCAUUUACACUUGCCAAUUUGCAUUUCGAUUUGAAGCACAAUGGAGAAUGGAUGAAAAAAUUAAAGGGAAGUAGUUGAAUAUUUUUCUAUGAGUAGGAAUAACCUUUUUCGAGAACAUAAAAAAGUUUCAGAUUUUCCGGUUGCGUCAAACCGUUAUAAAAAAGUAAAAUGUUUUUUCCCGCCUUUAGGCGUAUUAGUUAUUAUAUUACGUCUGUAUGAAAGAUUUCCAUAGGUUGAAACAUUUUUAUUUUCAUGAAAAGGGUUAUUCCUACUCAUAGAAAAAUAUUCAAGCAUUCUCCAUUCUGAUUCUUUUUGUACACUUGUAUUUUUAGUUAUACUUGUAAUUUUGGACUGUGUUCUGAAGUAAAUGGGAGCAGGUACAAUGGUGCCAAUUAUGUCCGACAUAAACUUAAUUUGCCAAGACUAUAUUUCUAUCUCUUUCUUAUACUUGUGUAAGUGCAGGACGCCAUUAGUUUAAGAGCUAGGAAACUAAAGUUAUUAGCUUAAGUUUAACGCCGAUAUAAACAUAAAUUUAUUUCAGUAAGACGGCUCUAACCGUCCUUAACCUACGAUUAGUGCAAGAAAGAGAUAGAGUUAUUUCUAGAACUAAUAUCGUUGAAAAUGAGAUUCGAGUGAGUUUUAAAAAAUCCGUCCGCCGUUUCUUUAGUUAUAAACGGAUAGAUAGACAGAUAUUGUAGUUUGUAGUUUUGGAACACAGUCUCAGUAUGUUAAAGCGCUUAUUACAGGAUCCUGUCCAUCGGGCCCGAUGCCUCAAGGUCUCGAUGCAUCGUGAUCUGUGUAACAAUAGCUCAUCGGUGGGCGGAGCCACGAAUCGCCAUACAUUUUAUACCUACACCCGAUGCGAUGCCCGACGGAUUGGGUAGUGUAAUAAGCACUUUAGUAAUUCGUUCAACUGUACCGUCACCAAAUAUCGAGUGUUCAUUGGUUAACCAAAUCUUUUUGUUCUUUAUUGUCCCGCCCCUUGAGUGUUUGUCUCGUUAAUAGUGUAAUGGCGGCUGUAAACUCGGCGAGAGACCUCGUGCGGAAUGCGAGAGUGUAUAUGACAGUUCUCGCCUGAAUCCUCCCGCAUAAACCUAUCGGGCAAGAGCUCUCACCGAGACUAGACGAGCGCACUCGCUCUAGAAUGUACAGCCACCAUGAUAGGGAAAAUGAUGUAUUUAGCUAUUCCCAAGGGGCUACUUAUUUUUGAAAUGGUGCUUAUAUUAAACAGUACGUUCGAAAACUCGACCUAAUUUCGUUCGAAAAAAGAACAUAGGUAAUUUCUUAUUUAAAAUUCCAGGUUCUUAAAUCCUGUUUUUGAACGUGCUUUAAUUAACUUUUAACUUAUUUUUUAAGAAAUGUGACGUCCAUUUAGUAUAAGUUACUGACAAUAUUAGUGCUUAGUUAUUACUAUGUAUAGUCACACUCAGUUCAAAGUUGUAACAGUUUUAUAAACUAUGUGUUCUCAUGUACUAGGGACAUUAUCCUAUUGGUAUACGAAAAACUGUUUAUCUACUUAUAGGUACGGAUUGUCGAAAAAUUUCUUUUUUAAUAUUAAACAUUUUUAAAGUUUAAUUCUAGAAUUAGCUCUGUCUCUUUCUUACACUAAUCGUAAGUGAAGGAUGGCACUAUGUUUUUUAGAGAUGUCGAACUAAAUUAAGAAUAAAUAAGUUUUGAAAAAAGAACAAGUACAGUUGUCUUCCUGUGACACUUCUACUAACAUGUGGGUUGUAAGGUGGAUAACCAACCUCAGCAACCCUGGUUAUUAUUGACUCGCCAAAGGGGCCGCCAAAGGCCCACAACGUGGGGACGUCAUGUCACGAGUUCGUGCUUACAUCAGUAAGUAGUAACCGGGACCAAUGGCUUAACGUGCUCUCAGAAGCACGAAUAAUCUUACUUUCCGACAACCAGGUCAUCAGCCGUAAUUUCCUAAUCAAACUAGGAUCACAAAGUGAUUUUUGGAAUUGUGAUUCGAACCCGGGACCUCCGGAUCGCGAGCCCAACGGUCAUCCACUGGGCCACGGUGAAAUUGUUCAACGAACAUAACAGUAGUACAAAUAGUUUUUCGUAUAGUUUCUAGUUCACAGUUCUACUUUUAUUAGCUCUCAAAUCGUUGUAAAUUCAAACAUAUGUAUAAAAGCAUAUAAUAUUAAUGUGCUUUACUCAUUUCGAAUAUUACAAUGUAAAGAUCGACCUUACAGCAUGUGUAGAUAAUAAAUAAUCAAUUGUACAGAUAGACGCAUAUUUAUCAAAUUUUAUACAUGUUGAUUAAGUUUAAGUCUCCGGAUACUUAUGAAAUUGGUGCUACAUAAUAAUUUGUACCUUAAUAUUAUUAUAAUUCAGCGCUUCCAUAUUACGUGGGGUCCUAUUGUAUCAGUAAAUUAUACACCUAGUGCCAAGGCCAGAGGGUCUAAAACGCCACAUUGAAGCGAGUGAAAAGCAAUAUUAUUAAGUGUGAAAUGUUAACAAACGUCAAAUAGCAAUAUUGCUUUUUGAGAUUAAUUGCUUCAAUAUGGCCUUUUAACCCUAUUUGUUUUUGGCAAAAACAAGUCGACGUUUUUCUUUGCAAAAGGUACCAAGGGUAAUAUCAUUAUAGAUGUAUAAAUACUAAUACGUCCCACUACUGGGCACAGGCUUCCCCUCAAUCAAACGGAGGGGGUAUCAUUCUGUCAAUAAUAAAUUCACGCCUUUACUUCCUAUCGGGUUGGACAGAGCCACACGUCAUGGCAACAUUGUGUGAAGAUGAAACAUGUUAGCAAAUAUUUUCUUACACGAAACAAAGAAUUCCUAUUAAGUACCCGACUCCGACGAAGUAAAAGGAGGGUUAGUGUUUGACCACUGUAUUUAGUAUUAAGAAAAUAAAAGUAAAGUUGACUGGUACAAUAGGACCCUUAGGACUCCUUAUGUUUAAGACGAAAGAACAUUACAGAUAUGACAAGUUGUAAGCGGACAGCUUUUAGAAUAACAGGGCGCUUGUACUUAGAUGCCUUAUUUAUGAGUAAAAUAAAGUUCUGUUUGUAUAA
This is a messenger RNA of Pectinophora gossypiella (pink bollworm), 10862 nucleotides long. RefSeq names its product protein melted (gene melt). Gene Ontology annotation, molecular function: phosphatidylinositol-5-phosphate binding. Gene Ontology annotation, biological process: regulation of signal transduction. NCBI's taxonomy places the organism in Eukaryota, Metazoa, Arthropoda, Insecta, Lepidoptera, Gelechiidae. The record is from RefSeq and is a predicted model, not a curated record. Bases 238 to 3120 code for a protein of 960 amino acids. Gene Ontology annotation, cellular component: plasma membrane. The transcript has 13 exons.